GCCACCCAUCGAGCUCUCCGCCACUCCGCGCCGCACCUCCACUCGAUCCCCUUCGCCCUCGAUAGGCCGGUACCUUGCCGAUCAGACGCAGGUGGGCAGGCCGCCGUCGCUGACCAACCGUUACACGGCUGGGAAGUCCGUCCCCAUGAUACCAUCGAUCAAGCGGCCGGCGACAAGCGGGGCAGGCGCGGGGACGGGGGCGGGGUCGGAGUCGCCCAUGCCGAACCGAAGGGAGCAGAGGAGAUCAGUUGAUCUUGGAAGCUCAAUGAGAGGUCGCCGUACAUCUUCUUCUCUUCAUGAUGAGAUUAACACACUUCAGGUGGAAAAUGAAAGCAUGUAUGACAAACUUCACCUUGCAGAGGAAAGGUCCGAGGAUGGAGAUGCCAAAUCCAUGCACAUGGAGAGAGAGGCUUCUGAUAUUGAUGAUGCGGUAGAAACAGAGACAAUUGUGAUUAGCAGGAAGGAUGCAGCACUAGAACAAAGAAAGAUUGCUAUGAGAAUUGCUUCACGAAGGUCUAGCAGUGCGAGCUGUGAUGAGAUUGCAACCCUUAAGUCUGAAGCAAAGGCUGCUAAUAAUGUGGUUACAUCUGUGUCUCGGAGAGUAAAAAGUGCUAGAUCAGAACUGAGAUCUCUUCAGGCAACAGCCAACAGAAUGAUCCUGUCACAGGAAGAUAUGGAGGAGGUGGUGCUAAAGAGAUGUUGGCUGACCCGCUACUGGACAUUAUGUUCUAAACUUGGUAUACAUUCUGAUAUUGCUGAAGAAAAACAAGAAUACUGGUCCUCAUUUGCACCACUUGCACUUGAAGCAGUCCUAUCAAUUGGGCAAAAAGCAAGAGAUGGAACUUUAUCAGAUAAUUCUGAGAUGGAGAGCAGAAGCAAAAUGUCUGAUGCAAAUGAUAUAUCUGGUGAUGGCAACAUUGAGAGUAUGAUUUCAGUUGAGAAAGGGCUGCGUGAAUUAGCUUCACUCAAGGUAGAGGAUGCAAUCAUGCUUGCUUUGGCAGAAAAUCGGCAUAUCAAACCUCUCUCAGGUCAAGCUUCUGAGGGUCGGAGCCCUUCCGAGUCAUUAGAGUUAAGCGCAGAAGAACGUGAAGAUGUACUCUUCAAGCAGGCAUGGCUGACCUAUUAUUGGAGGAGGGCCAAAAAUCACGACAUAGAAGAAGAUAUAGCUGAUGAGCGGCUACAGUUUUGGAUAGAACAAAGCAAACACCCAAUUACUACGACCGACGUCAUAGAAGUUGAGAGAGGACUCCACGAGCUGAGGAAGCUGGGAAUUGAGUCUAAGCUGUGGGACGCGAGCAGGAGAGCUCUGAACGACGACCUCAGCAAUCAUGGGAGUCCAACUGGAUCUGAAGCGUAGCGAACAAAUUUAGCAAAUGCAUAAAUUGGAGCGAGGCUGUAGUGCCGAUUUUGUGCCGUCAGAGGCCCUAGAGCCCUCCUGAUAUUCCUUCCAUGUUUGUUGCCUUUUGCUUGGUAUAUCGUCAUGUAAAAAAAUAAAUUUUGAUCAAAAUAUCUCGUAACCCUUCCUUUCAAAUUAUCUAUUCUAGGCUAGUGCUGAUUGAUCUGUGAAAGCAAAAGGGGCUAAUCAUGGAGUCAUCGAGAUGCCAUGCUUUCCACCAGGUUACUCUACUGCAACUAGAAUAUUAUGCAUCGCUUGAUUUCCCUUUUCCUUUUGCAAUGGUGGUGGUCUAUCCUUUCAAGGAGCAAAGCAAGCUUCCAGGGUGAAGCUACCUAGGUGACCAACCUGAACUGGACUCUGGUCUC
Messenger RNA from Panicum hallii, 1761 nucleotides. Its product is annotated as coiled-coil domain-containing protein SCD2-like. Bases 146 to 1357 code for a protein of 403 amino acids. The transcript has 17 exons. The record is from RefSeq and is a predicted model, not a curated record. NCBI's taxonomy places the organism in Eukaryota, Viridiplantae, Streptophyta, Magnoliopsida, Poales, Poaceae. Gene Ontology annotation, biological process: cytokinesis by cell plate formation.